Umbelopsis ramanniana AG is the source of this 1227-nucleotide messenger RNA. RefSeq lists its product as uncharacterized. Gene Ontology annotation, cellular component: cytoplasm; nucleus. NCBI's taxonomy places the organism in Eukaryota, Fungi, Mucoromycota, Umbelopsidomycetes, Umbelopsidales, Umbelopsidaceae. The transcript is spliced from 3 exons. Gene Ontology annotation, molecular function: sequence-specific DNA binding; histone H4R3 demethylase activity. The record is from RefSeq and is a predicted model, not a curated record. Gene Ontology annotation, biological process: protein hydroxylation; positive regulation of translational termination; negative regulation of gene expression. The coding region runs from base 1 to 1227 and encodes 408 amino acids.
AUGUCUGAUAGGAAAUUAGACGCAGUGGAUAUUACCUAUUAUGCUGAACCUCCUUCGUACCAACACUUUCUUGCCGAGCACCUGCUGAAGAAUGAGCCAGCUUUAAUCGGACCUGCCUUGACAGCGUCUUGGAGAGCUCGCACGGAGUGGGCUCAGCCGAUUAAGAAGACGACCACCAGAGACCAUGACAAUCACAAUCCUACAACCGAACCCAAUUUCCAGUUCCUGUUUCAAACUUUUGGUGCUGCUCAAGUACAAGUUGCAGACUGUUUAGAGCGCGACUUUACUGAUCAAAAACGAGGAAACAUGACAUUUGCUCAGUUCAUUGAAAUGUGGCAAUCGAAUGCUGAAGAGUCCGCCGGACGGUACUACCUCAAGGACUGGCACUUUGUGAAGGCCUUCCCGGAUUAUCACGCCUAUGAGGUACCAGAUAUAUUCGAGGAUGACUGGAUGAACGAGUACUGGCCAAGUCGCGACGAAGAAGACCCAGACGAUUAUCGAUUUGUAUAUAUGGGAGGGGAUGGGACGUUCACACCAUUCCAUGCUGAUGUUUACAGAUCAUAUUCAUGGUCCAGUAACAUUUGUGGAGUCAAGCGCUGGACGUUGUUUCCGCCUGGACAAGAACACCUUUUUAAAGAUAAAUUUGGCAACAAUGUAUAUGACAUUCGCGAUGUGGAUGAAAAGAAGUUUCCACGGUUUUCUGAAGCAAAGCGAGUAGUAAUUUAUCAAGUCGACGGAACAACAUUGUUUGUUCCAUCUGGAUGGUGGCAUCAAGUUGAAAAUAUCGGGGCAACCAUCUCCAUCAAUCACAAUUGGAAUAAUGCCUGUAAUUUGAAAAUGAUGAGCAAAUCUCUCGGGAGCGACCUUGCAGAAGUCUGUCAUACAAUCAGUGAUGUCAAAGACAUGAUGGACGCUCUUGAGUUUGAGCAGACAUGCCAACGUAUACUCCUCAUCAACAGUGGGUGGAAUUGGGAAACUUUAUGGGGCAUGUUCGCAUGCAUUAUGGAACGCCUCAAACAAGACUUGGAUGCACACUCUCCUUGCGAAAAUCGCCCACCCGUCAAGUUUUCAUUGAACGCUAUCAGGGAGGUAGUUGAUUACUGGAGCAGGUUUCCCGCUUUGAAAACUGUGUUUAAGGCGGCUGAUAAUCAAGACCUUCAAGUUGUGGACAAGCUGUUGAUAGAUAUCGAACAUAAGCUAAAGAAAAUGUCUUCUAUGGCUUCCUGA